GCUUUGUAUCUAAUCCCGGAGUGUAACAAUUGAUGAAGAUGCUGAAGUGCCAGAAGCUCAAGCACCGUGGUCGCAAGGGACGAAAAGAGAAAUCCAAGUUUCGCGAAACUUACACGCAAAGAAACCUCCGGAUCCUUCGAAAGAUUGUACCAGGCUGUGAAGAGAUCGAGGACGAGGAAGCCUUGUUUCGCAAGUCAAUCGAACAUGUCAUGCUUCUCAAGUCUCAGGUUACUUUACUUAGAAAGAUAGCUGAUGUAUGUGGGGUCUAAAAGAACGUAAGUUCUCAAGUUGUUAUGCAUUACAUUAUUAGAUCAAACGAGAGAGAUACGUAAGAAACAGAUGAGGAGAUCAUAAAUAAAAAUAUGGCAAGAAAAGUAAAAAUUACAUAAUGAAAAGGAUGAACAAGAACAGAUGAAAUUUUCAGUUUUUGUUGUAGAAAGUGAGAUCGUAAUUUGUACGUAAAGAGGAAGAAGAGAGAGUGAGCAUGUGUUGGAUCGUUGUGACCCAUGUCUUGUAACGACUGUAAUCAUCCGCCAUGUCUAGUUUGAUA
This is a messenger RNA of Camelina sativa (false flax), 550 nucleotides long. RefSeq lists its product as uncharacterized. Gene Ontology annotation, biological process: regulation of DNA-templated transcription. NCBI's taxonomy places the organism in Eukaryota, Viridiplantae, Streptophyta, Magnoliopsida, Brassicales, Brassicaceae. The record is from RefSeq and is a predicted model, not a curated record.